Messenger RNA from Pieris macdunnoughi, 945 nucleotides. Lineage: Eukaryota; Metazoa; Arthropoda; Insecta; Lepidoptera; Pieridae. The record is from the annotation of a GenBank genome assembly.
AUGACACAACUAUCAAUUGUAAAAUGGGUGGAGAAAUUGUUGUCCGGUUGCGAAGGGACAGCCAAUCAUACUGACGACAUUAUAGUACAUGGAUCUGAUGAGUUGCAAUACGAUAAACGGCUUGAAAAUGUGUUACAAAUACUGAAAGAUAAUGAAUAUCUAAUAACAUUAAAAAUACCGGACAGACGUUCAUUCGAAUACUCUUCAUUUGAGACCCUCAAGAUACGACUGUCAAACUUAAAAACACUUGGCUACUACAACCCGGUGGGUAGAACGCAAAUAAUAGCAGAUGCGUUUCCAGUUGGUCUUGGUGCGGUGCUCGUACAAAUUGAUCGUCACGGACCUCGGAUAAUUGGGUUCGGCAAUAAAAGUAUUACUGAUUGCGAGAAGAGAUACUGUCAAACGGAGAAAGAAGCCCUGGCUCUGGUAUGGGCAGUAGAACAUUUUAAGAUUUAUCUACUGGGCAAAGAAGUUGAGCUCAUAAGUGACCACAAGCCUUUGGAAACUAUCUACGGUAAUAAAGCCCUCAGAGGGAGUAAACUUAUUAUUCCUAAACAACGUCGUGAUCGAGUUCUUGAGGCUGCUCACCAAGGACAUCCUGGCUUUGUUGCCAUGAAAGGUCGUCUAAGAACAAAGGUUUGUUGGCCUAAAAUUGAUAGGGAUGCUGAAAGUCGUGUUAAAACCUGUAAAGGUCGGACGCUGGUUUCAUCACCUAAACCUCAUCCAACUAAAAGACGAGACCUUCCAAGUGAGCCUUGUCUUGAUGUUGCGGUAUACUUUUUGGGACCAUUACCAUCAAACGAUUACCUACUUAUACUAAUAGACUACUACAGUAGGUAUAAGGAGAUUAAAAUUAUUAAGAACAUUAACUGCCACAGAAACCAUUAUAAAUCUCAAGGAAUUAUUUUCUCGAUUGGGAUAUCCUGCAACCCUAACUUCCGAUAG